Exophiala bonariae is the source of this 1089-nucleotide messenger RNA. RefSeq lists its product as uncharacterized. NCBI's taxonomy places the organism in Eukaryota, Fungi, Ascomycota, Eurotiomycetes, Chaetothyriales, Herpotrichiellaceae. Bases 1 to 1089 code for a protein of 362 amino acids. The transcript has a single exon. The record is from RefSeq and is a predicted model, not a curated record.
AUGCCCCUCCACCUCCUCGGCAAGAAAUCAUGGAACGUUUACAACCCUGCAAGCAUCGCAAAGGUUCGGCAGGACGAAGCCGAGGCUCAUAAGCGAGAACAAGAAGAAGAGCGUCGUCAAAGACAAGAUGAGGCCUCGGAUCGGCUAGCUAUUCUGCGCGGUGAGCGGGACCCGACACUCCAUGAAUCAAGACCGGAGGAUUUCUCAAGACCACACGUUCCGAAGAAGAGAAAACUUCCAGGUGAAGAUGACACCGAUUUGGAGAUUCGACUGGCGCAGGCUCAGACAGAGAAAGGGCUCACGUCCAAUUCCAGAGGCAAUAAAUUUCCAACACCGGCGAAAUCUCAAGACCACUCAAUCACUGACGCAAACGGCCACAUCUCUCUCAUUCCCAACCACGCAGAGCAAGAUCAGAAACAAAAACCGUCAAACGAGAAACCGGACUCAAACCCCUCACACUUUUAUCUGACUUCCGCCGCCGCCCACGGCUCUAGCGCGAGCGACGUACCAUGGUACAGCACCAGCAACAAAACCCACCCAUCCUCCCAUAUUCCCAGUAAAGAACCAUGGGGCGAAACAUCCCCGCGCAGGAAAGAGCGCCAAGCAGCGCGCAUGUCUUCCAGCGACCCGCUUGCAGCGAUGAAGCGUGGUGUCAAGCAGCUCCGUGAGUCGGAGCGACAGCGCAAGGAGUGGCGAGACCAGCGGGAGAGGGAUCUCAGGGAGGUGGAGGACUUGGCCAGGCGGAGGGACCGAGAGCGGAAAAAGCGAAAGCGAGAUGGCGCUGAAGCCGAUCUUGGUCACGGAUCCAAGUCGUCUUCUCACAGGCAUCAAAGCCGAGAUGAGGGACGGAAACGGAAAAGGGCCGAUCCAGGUAGGGAUGAUCCUGAAGGAGAUAGUGACGUGAAUAGUCUCGAUGGAUUCGAUCUCGACGAAGGCUAUGCGAACCAUCCCGAGAACGAGAAGGAGAGCCAUCGCCAUAGCCGUCAUCAUCAUUACCGACAUAGACACCGUCAUGAUCAUGGGCAUUCUCACAGGUCUCACAAGCAUCGUCGACAUCGCUCACGAUCGAGGUCACCGAGAAAAGAUUAA